ACCUGUCUGUCAUUGGGAAGAGGAGGGGCUGAGCUUUGGUGCGUGGGGAUGUCCCUCCUCCUCUCCCUUCCAAGAAGAAUCAGACCUGGAUCCCCUUCGCGUUUGCCCCCCCCAAAUUCGCUUUCGGUUUCUCCACGCCGCCAGUGGGAGGGAGUCCCUGACGAAGGCCAACUCGACGUGGCUGAAAUGUGUUGGGCUUGUUUCCUUUCAAUAAACAGAUUUGGAAUACUUUUACAAGCUGUCUCCAAGAAUUCUUGCAACGGACAGGUCCCUGUCCUGCCUCCCCAAUUCCACUGGGUCUUUAGAUGUGCUCUGCACACUUCUGGAGUUCAGUCUGAUGUCACAGACAAGACACCACCUUUGGGGCAGCACUGAUGCUUGCCCUGUUUCCCAAGAUGCUUUUAAGAGCCGUGCUUGGUCUAGUCGUCCUCCUGGGAGUCUCUACCUCCAAGGCCAAAGAGUCGCGCGGCCAUAUCUCCGUGGUCCUUUUGGGUGCCACAGGGGACCUCGCCAAGAAGUACUUAUGGCAAGGCGUCUUUCAGCUUUACCUGGACGAAGUGAGUCACGGACACACCUUCACCUUCCACGGGGCUGCUCAGACAGAACCUGAGCGAGGGAAGAAGCUGGUCUUUGGCCGGCUGAAGAAACUGGCGUGCCCGUCUGACGUACUUCCGGACAGGUGUGCUGUGCUGAAGGACCAGUUCCUACGGCUGACGGAAUAUCGCCAGCUCCGGACAGCAGAGGACUAUGCCUCCCUGAGCCGGGAGAUUACGAUCCUGCUCAGUCAGGAGGGUUUGGAAGAAGCGGGUAGGAUCUUCUACCUCUCUGUGCCUCCUUUUGCCUACGCGGAGAUUGCCCGCCACAUUAACAGUAGUUGCAGGCCGCGCCCUGGCGCAUGGUUACGGGUGGUGCUGGAGAAGCCGUUUGGCCACGAUCUCCGGUCUGCUCAGCAGUUGGCCAAUGAGCUGAGUACCUUUUUCCAAGAAGAGGAGAUCUACAGGGUGGACCACUAUCUUGGAAAGCAGGCUGUGGCCCAUAUCCUACCCUUCCGAGACCAGAACCGACACAAUUUGGACCCGAUUUGGAACAGGCACCACAUCGAAAGAGUGGAAAUUGUCUUGAAGGAGAUGGUAGAUGUGAGAAACCGCACUGGCUUCUAUGAAGAGUAUGGGGUCAUCCGUGACAUCCACCAAAACCACCUCACCGAAAUCUUAAUGUUACUUGCCAUGGAACUCCCGGCAAACAUCAGCAGCUCCGAAGAUGUCAUCCGGAGUAAGCUUCAAGCGUUUGCGGCAUUGCAGAGCCCAGAGAUAACCAGCGCUGUCAUUGGCCAGUACGAGGCGUACAACAGCCAUGUGAGGGAGGAGCUUCAGAAGGGGCAGGACUAUUUCAGCAGGACUCCAACCUUCGCAGGUGUGCUGGUUCAGCUGGACAACCUCCGCUGGGAAGGGGUCCCUUUUAUCCUUGCCUCCGGGAAAGUCCUGGAUGAACGGAUCGGCUACGUCCGCAUCCUGUUCAAGAACCGGGCCUACUGCGCCCAGAACGAAAGCGCCUGGGACUCCGAGCGCAGCCAGUGUAAGCUCAAGCAGGUCAUCUUCUACCUUGGGCAUGGAGAGUUGAAUUCCCCCGCCGUCCUCAUCAGCCGCAACCUCUUCAAGCCUGCCAUGCUGGGCGGCAGCUGGACAGAAGUCCAGGACCAUCCUGGGCUGCACCUCUUUGGACAACCCCUCUCUGAUUACUACAUGUACGUCCCCGUAGCUGAAAGGGAUGCCUAUUCCGUCCUGAUCUCCCGGAUCUAUCAUGGCAAGAAAGUGUCCUUCAUCACCAUGGAGAAUCUGCUGGCUUCUUGGGGUUUUUGGACGCCGUUGCUAGACAGCUUGGCUGGUGAGGCCCCCCGUUUGUACCCAGGGGGCCAGGAGAACAAGCACCUCCUGGAUUUUGAGAUGGUGGGCAGGGAAGUGUCCUUCGUGGUGAAAGAGACCGUGCAGGUGAUGAAUGCUUGGGAUGAACAAACGCCAGACAAAUACAAGACUAUCCAAUCCAGAUAUCGACAAAGCCAGCUCAUUACCGCUUGGCCAGAGGAACUGAUCAGCCGGCUGGCAUCAGACAUAGAAGCAGCAGCUAUGAGUGCUAUCGGGUGUUCCGGGGAGUUCCACUUGGCACUCUCGGGUGGGUCAAGUCCCCUGGCUCUUUUCCGGCAGCUGGCUGUGUAUCACUAUGGUUUCCCUUGGAGGCAGACCCACUUGUGGCUGGUGGACGAGCGCUGCGUCCCUCUCACUGACCCAGAGUCCAAUUUUGGCAAACUGCACGACCGACUUCUCCAUCACAUCCGGGUCCCCUACUUCAAUGUCCACCCUAUGCCUGUGCACCUCAACCGGAGGCUCUGCGUGGAGGAGGACAAGGGCCCAGAGCUGUACGCCAAUGAGAUCGCUGCCUUGGUGGCCAACGCCAGCUUUGACCUGGUGCUGCUCGGGGUGGGCAUUGAUGGGCACACAGCUUCACUCUUCCCGCACUCACCCGUUGGCCUUGAGGGGAGCCAGGACGUCGUGUUCACAGAGAGCCCUGUCAAGCCGCAUCAGCGCAUGACCUUCACCUUGCCUCUCAUCAACAGAGCCAAACAGGUGGCGGUGUUGGUGAUGGGGAAGGGCAAACAUGACAUUGUGACAGUGGUCAGCAGGGUGGGGCAUGAACCUCAAAAGUGGCCAGUUUCUGGGGUCAAUCCCAGCUCUGGGCAGAUAGCGUGGUACGUGGACUACGAAGCGUUACUCGGAUGAUUCUUCCCUAGUGAUGGCUUCUCCUCCUCUGUCCGUCUUGGCAAUCAGGAUCUCAGGCAGCUAUUGCAGCUGCUUCUGUCCCCAAAAAUUCUUCUGUCUGGUGCUGGGGAGUUCCACUGGCUGUUAAUAACAAGAAUGUAAAUAAUUAUUUUUUAAAAAAAAGCUCUGUCAGACUUGACCUCCCCAUCACCCAGGAAACUUACCAGCAGGAUGGGAAAGCAAUGAGCCCUUGUUUUAUAUCUCUAGCGUGUUACACUGCCGCUACUCAUGGAGGAUCCGUUUAUCAUGGCUAAUAGCCUUUGAUAGACCUAUUCUCCCCUAUGGGAUUUGUCUGAUUAUUUUUUUAUUUUAUUUUUUAAAGCUGACAACCUUUACUGCUGUGAGCGCCACUACUUAACGAUUGGGACUUUUGUGCUCAUGACUGACGACUUUCAGUGCCACAGGAUAUUUGCCAGAUCUUCUGCCCGCUCAAGUGUCUUCACCUCACUUUCCCCUCUCCUCUAGAGGAAAGUCUGUGCGUGCUACAAACGACCCACCUCGCACGAAUAUCCUAGAACAUCCUGUCUAGACGAUUUGUCUUUGUUUAAAUAGUCCUUUGAGGAAAGGCUUGGAAAUUUGCAAAUCAUGGCUCCUGGUAAAUGGCCCCAGGGUCAUAUAAUCUAUAUUUUACACACACACUGCACUGGAAUACACACACACAUACACAACAACAAUUUAUAUUCUGAAUAAACCACGCAAAGUGAGCAGAUACGCAAAGGCAUGCACUCCUUUUGCAAUAUAUACUUGGGAGGACAUUCUGCUGGGUUAAGUGGGGCUUACUCCUAAAAAUGUUGGGCUGCAGUCUGAGCCAGUGAGGAGGAAGGCUUUCCUGGGUCUAAUGAUUUCAUCAUCCUUAGAUGAGCCUUGCCCCACAUUGGAUUAGGCUCUUAGCAUGGGGAAUUUUCUCUUUUUGGGGGUCAAAGCCAGUUCCCAACAUUGGAUUGGAACAGCAGAAAAGGUGGAGAGAGAGAGAGAGAGACUAGAUUUUGCCACAAGGUGGCGCUGUUGCACAGGUUUUCAGUGGUCCUUGUUAAGAGUUUAUUUUAAACAAGGCCUUCCCGCCUCCCCGCCCCAAAAAUACAUUUGUGGCUUUCAAAGUCUGUUUUGCGUUUCUUAGGCACUGCUCCUUAGAGAUUCCUUGAUGGGCAGAUCAGUAACGAAGGGGAAGAGCACCUGCCGCUACUGAUCAGUCCAUAAAAUGUGAUGCAGGUUGCAGUAUGAACAUAGGUUGCGCAUCCACACGAUGCAUUUAAAGCACAUUUAAAGCACUUGGCUUCCCUCAAAGGAUCCUGGGAGCUGUAGUUUAACUCUUCACAGAGCUGUAUUUCCCAGCACCCCUAACAAACUACCAUUCCCAGGACUCUUUGUGGGAAACUUUGUGCUUUAAAGGUAUGGUAUGGAUGUGACCUGAGUUUCAUAGACUGGAGCUGGGAGGAAGAGCCUGCAGCCCUCCAGGUGUUGCUAGACUACAUCUCCCAUCAUCCCUCCUGACUACUGUCCAUGCUGGCUGGGGCUGGUGGGAGUUAGAGUUGAACAACAGCUGGAAGGUGCCAUGUUGGGGAAGGCUGUUUUUAGGGUGUAUAAAAAUAAACAUUACUCACCCUCAGUGGAGCCCACACUCUGUACAUUUCUGCAGGAGUCUCUGGUUGAAACAAGGCACGCCCAGAGCAGCAGCUUGUCCAGAGGUGCAACAGGCAGCCUCCCCUGUACUCCAUCUCUGCACUGGCAGCAGUGAAAUGAAGUAAUCUCACCUCGUGGCAGAAGUACCUGGUUCUGUGGGAGGCUGGCUGGCUGGCUGGCUUUUCCUCCUUCCAGGGCAGUAUAUCAUACAGAGAUGCAGCAGGCAACCUCCUCUGUAGGUGGAUGUUGUGGGAAUCGCUCUUUAAUUGAUUUCACUCUCACAGCACAGAGUUUGGGGAUUACUGCUGUAGUAUAAAAGAUGUGCCUUUUAUAAAUACUGCCACAUUCUGCAGGGACUUAGAGAUACGUUCUUCCGAUUUCCUGCCACAGGCCAGCAGUGGCUUUUUGAAUACUGUUGAUGUAGUUAGACGGGAGGAAAAUGCCCUCCACAUUUGCUCAGAGGAAUCAGUGUUUAGUUUUGUUAUGUCUGUUUAAAAAAAGAAAUUAAAGUGAACACUGGAAAUAAAGUUUUUUUAAUUUUCAUAA
Rhineura floridana is the source of this 4979-nucleotide messenger RNA. It is a transcript of the gene H6PD, whose product is annotated as hexose-6-phosphate dehydrogenase/glucose 1-dehydrogenase. The coding region runs from base 375 to 2774 and encodes 799 amino acids. Gene Ontology annotation, molecular function: NADP binding; glucose-6-phosphate dehydrogenase activity; 6-phosphogluconolactonase activity. Lineage: Eukaryota; Metazoa; Chordata; Lepidosauria; Squamata; Rhineuridae. The transcript is spliced from 7 exons. Gene Ontology annotation, cellular component: endoplasmic reticulum. The record is from RefSeq and is a predicted model, not a curated record. Gene Ontology annotation, biological process: pentose-phosphate shunt; pentose-phosphate shunt, oxidative branch; glucose metabolic process.